Molecule: messenger RNA, 6910 nt
Organism: Nothobranchius furzeri (turquoise killifish)
Lineage: Eukaryota; Metazoa; Chordata; Actinopteri; Cyprinodontiformes; Nothobranchiidae
Product: sodium channel protein type 2 subunit alpha
Biological process (GO): sodium ion transmembrane transport; membrane depolarization during action potential; neuronal action potential
Cellular component (GO): axon; plasma membrane; voltage-gated sodium channel complex
Molecular function (GO): protein binding; voltage-gated sodium channel activity
Source: RefSeq, a predicted model, not a curated record
CGCUGCGCACUGCUGCUGGAAACAGCGCAGCAUCCUCUCCAGCCUCCACAGCUCAGGACUUCUGCUUUUUGGGAUGAAUUCAGGAGAAUGGCACUAAUGGAAAAUAGAAUAUACAUGGCACCUGUCGCAGCUUUUAAAAAGAUGCCCAGCACAGGGUGAUCACUCCGCUGGCGUUUGAGUGAUCUGAGCACUAAACUUUGGAUUCUGGUGACACCUGGAGUUUGGGUUCAAGAUGGAGCGAAGUGAUCCCUGAAAUGAAGACGUGGGGAUUCUGCGUGGAACAUUUUCCUGUUCUUUCUACUGAGAUUUGAAGAAUUUAACUCUGAAAAUGAUGCUGUAAACGUCAGAGUUUCAUACCUGUAAGUAGAAUCUACAGGACAAUCAGGAUGAAAAGAUGGCACCCAUGCUGUUACCAACGGGUCCUGAUGGCUUGCGGCGGUUCACUCGCGAAUCCCUCGCUGCCCUGGAGCGGCGGAUUGCGGAGGAGCAGGCCAAGAGCACCAAGGAUGGCUCAGAGGCUCAGAAGAACGCAGAGCCACCAAAACCCAGGGCUGAUCUGGAGGCAGGCAAGCAGCUGCCACGCAUCUUUGGUGACAUCCCCACAGAACUUGUCGGGGUGCCACUGGAGGACAUCGAUCCAUUUUACUACAAGAACCAGAAGACUUUUAUAGUGCUCAACAAAGGGAAGGCCAUCUUCAGAUUCAGUGCCACAUCUGCACUUUACAUAAUUAGUCCAUUUCACUUCAUCAGAUCUAUUGCCAUAAAAGUUUUAGUCCAUUCAUUAUUUAGCUAUUUCAUAAUGUUCACCAUACUGACCAACUGUUUCUUCAUGGCCAUGUCAGAUCCACCAACGUGGUCCAAAUACCUGGAGUACACCUUCACUGGCAUUUACACUUUUGAAUCAGCGAUAAAGAUUUUAGCAAGAGGAUUUUGUUUAGUGCCCUUCACGUUCCUGAGAGAUCUGUGGAACUGGCUUGACUUCAUCGUCAUCAUCAUGGCAUACGUCACAGAAUUUGUUGAUCUUGGAAACGUGUCUGCAUUAAGAACCUUCCGAGUUCUGCGAGCACUGAAAACCAUCUCAGUUAUUCCAGGUCUGAAGACCAUCGUGGGCGCUCUGAUCCAGUCAGUGAAGAAGCUGACGGAUGUGAUGAUCCUGACCGUCUUCUGUCUCAGUGUUUUCGCGCUCAUCGGCCUGCAGCUUUUCAUGGGACUCCUGCGACAAAAAUGUGUUCGCAGCCUCAACCACUGCGUCAACCUCUCAUACAGCCCCAACACGCCAUUCACCUGCAACAACAGAACCUGGAGCUCAUCUGACGACUUCCUAACCAAUGAAGAUAAUUUCUACAAAGUUGAAGGAGAAAAGGAUGCAUUAAUAUGUGGAUAUGGAAGUGAUGCAGGGAAGUGUCCUGAGGGGUUUGACUGCCUAAAAGUAGGAAGAAACCCAAACUAUGACUACACAAGUUUUGACACCUUUGGUUGGGCGUUUCUGGCACUUUUUCGACUUAUGACCCAAGACUACUGGGAGGAGCUAUUUCACCAGACUCUGCGCUCUGCUGGGAAGACCUACAUGGUUUUUUUUGUGCUGGUGAUCUUCCUCGGCUCCUUCUACCUGGUCAACCUGAUCCUGGCAGUGGUGGCCAUGGCCUAUGAGGAGCAGAAUCAGGCAACCAUCGCUGAGGCCUGGCAGAAAGAGAGGGAGUUCCAGCUGGCCAUGGAGCAUCUCAGACGAGAGCAAAGAUUGGCAGCUAAAAGACAAGCACAGGAGACAGAUUCAGUUCUGUCCCCAGAGUUGUCCCCCUUCUGUCUGAAGACAGGAAGUAUACGGCGCAGCAGCAGCAGGAGAAGACGGUCCCAUCGGACUCUUUCUGAGGAGACUGCAGUGGAAGAUGUGGAGGAGAUGCUGGAUCCUGUGGAUGAAGUUGUGCCCCCUCUGUCCCCUCUGCCACCCCACCCUCUGCUUGCCACGCUCUCCUCUCACCCUCUUAGCACCAGGAGAGGAAGCCAGAACAGCAUCUUCAGCUCAUUCCGUACUCGAAUCAACUCAGAAGCGGAGUUUGGGGAUGAUGAGUACAGCGUCCACGGGGACGUCUUCAGGAGUCGCACCAGUUCUACUGCAACACCCUGGAAGAAGAGAACGGGCAGUGUUAGAAGCCACUGCUCUCAGGUUUUAACGCCCAUCCUUAAUGUCAACGGCCGACUGAACAUCUCUCUAGACCAGAACGGAGGCGCCACUAUGGGACUCCUCACCCCAUCGUCCAUACCGGCUCACGGCAUGGAGAGAGUCAGGGGGGACCCAAAACCCAGUGAAACAGGAGACACAACUCCCAGAGUUCUCCUGCAGCCGUCCCCCACGGUCACCAGGCCCACUUCAGUGCGCAGGAAACGGGCCCACAGCUCUGUCAGCUUCCUUAGUGAUGCCAUGGAGGAGCUGGAAGAAUCCAGGCAGAAGUGUCAUCCUUGCUGGUACUCGUUUGCCAAGAAGUAUUUGAUCUGGGACGGCUGCCCCUGGUGGCUGAAGCUGAAGGAAUAUGUGAAAUUCAUGGUCAUGGAUCCCUUUCUGGAUCUUGGCAUCACCAUCUGUAUAGUGCUGAACACCCUCUUCAUGGCUCUGGAGCAUUACCCCAUGACCGAUGAGUUCAACACCAUGCUGUCAGUGGGCAAUCUGGUGUUCACAGGGAUCUUCACCGCUGAGAUGGUGUUUAAGCUGAUUGCCUUGGAUCCUUAUUACUACUUCCAGCAGGGCUGGAACAUCUUUGACGGCAUCAUUGUCUGCCUCAGUCUGAUGGAACUGGGUCUGUCCAAUGUAGAGGGACUUUCUGUCCUGAGAUCUUUCAGACUGUUAAGAGUCUUUAAGCUGGCGAAGUCUUGGCCCACCCUCAACACCCUGAUCAAGAUCAUUGGUAACUCUGUGGGCGCACUGGGGAACCUGACCCUGGUGUUGGCCAUCAUUGUCUUCAUCUUUGCUGUGGUGGGAAUGCAGCUGUUUGGGAAGAACUACCAGGACUGUGUGUGUAAAAUCUCCUUUGACUGCCAGCUGCCUCGCUGGCACAUGAAAGACUUCUUCCACUCCUUCCUGAUCGUGUUCAGGGUGUUGUGCGGCGAGUGGAUCGAGACCAUGUGGGACUGUAUGGAAGUGGCCGGGCAGCCGCUCUGUAUCCUGGUGUUCAUGCUGGUCAUGGUCAUAGGAAACCUAGUGGUGCUGAACCUUUUCCUUGCCCUGCUGCUCAGUUCCUUCAGCUCUGACAACCUCUCUGCUCCGGAUGAGGACGGAGAUUUGAAUAAUAUCCAGAUCGCCAUCGCCCGCAUGCACAGUGGCAUUACCUGGCUCAUCAGGAGUGUAGUCAGCCUCUUCCAUCGCGAUGUGAGAGGUCGCAAACAUAAAGCUAAAGAAGCCAACCAGGCAAUCGGGUUGGCUGGAAAUCACGCGGAAAGUAAUGGAGGAAUAUUUUCUAAUUAUGGAGAGAAGUCUAUUAUACCAGAAGGGGACAGCUACAUGACCAACCCAAACCUCACCGUGAUUGUUCCCAUUGCACCGGGGGAGUCAGAUGUGGAGUUUCUAGAGGAAGAGGAGAAUUCAGAGUCCUCAGAGGAUGAAGACAACAAACCAGAGAAGAUCAGCCUUUCAGAGGGCAGCACGGUGGAUCUGAGGAAGCCUGGAGAGGAGGAGGAUGACCUAUCAGAUACGGCUGAUGACAGUAUGGAUCCAGAGGAAUGCUUUCCUGAAUUGUGCCUGAGACACUGUCAGUGCUGCAGCAUCGACACCAGCCACGGUCUGGGCCAGGCCUGGUGGAGGUUGAGGAAGACCUGCUAUCAGAUUGUGGAGCACAGCUGGUUUGAGACGUUCAUCAUCUUCAUGAUCCUGCUGAGCAGCGGAGCUCUGGCGUUUGAAGAUAUCUACAUCGAGAGGAGACGAGUGAUUAAGGUGGUGUUGGAGUACGCUGACAAAGUCUUCUCCUACAUCUUUGUGCUGGAGAUGUUUCUCAAGUGGAUUGCAUAUGGCUUCAAGAAAUAUUUCACCAACUACUGGUGUUGGCUUGACUUCCUGAUUGUAGACGUGUCUCUGAUCAGCUUGGUAGCGAGUUCUCUGGGAUAUUCAGACUUCUCUGCAAUCAAGUCACUGAGGACGCUCCGAGCUUUGAGACCGCUCCGAGCUCUUUCCAGAUUUGAGGGCAUGAGGGUGGUUGUGAACGCUCUGAUAGGAGCCAUCCCUUCCAUUAUGAACGUGCUGCUCGUGUGUCUUAUCUUCUGGCUCAUCUUCAGCAUCAUGGGAGUCAACCUGUUUGCAGGCAAGUUUGGGAAGUGUGUGAACCGAACGGGCUUCACCCACAGUGUCUCCGUUGUCAACAACAAGUCCGACUGUCUCGCCAUGAAUGACACUCAGUUCUACUGGACAACAGUCAAGGUCAACUUUGACAACGUUGGACUGGGUUACCUCUCCCUUCUGCAAGUGGCAACUUUUAAAGGAUGGAUGGAAAUAAUGAAUGCAGCUGUUGAUUCAAGAGGAGUGGAAGAACAGCCCAUCAGAGAAAUCAACCUCUACAUGUACCUCUACUUUGUUGUCUUCAUCAUAUUCGGCUCCUUCUUCACCCUCAACCUCUUCAUUGGUGUCAUCAUUGACAAUUUCAAUCAGCAGAAAAGAAAGAUGAGUGGACAGGAUAUCUUUAUGACUGAAGAACAGAAGAAGUACUACAAUGCCAUGAAAAAGUUAGGAACUAAGAAACCUCAAAAGCCGAUACCGAGGCCUGCGAAUGUUCUCCAAGCCUUCUUCUUUGAUCUGGUGUCCCAGCAAGCCUUUGACAUCAUGAUCAUGAUGCUCAUCAUUGUCAACAUGGUGACCAUGAUGGUGGAAACCGAUCAGCAGUCAGAGCGGAUGGAGUUCAUCCUCAACAUGAUCAACCUGGUCUUCAUCAUCAUUUUCACCACCGAAUGCCUGAUCAAGAUCUUUGCUCUCCGCUGUUAUUUCUUCACAGUUGCAUGGAACGUCUUUGACUUUGUGGUGAUAAUACUCUCAAUAGUGGGGAUCGUCCUUGCUGAUAUCAUUGAAAAAUACUUUGUUUCUCCAACCCUGUUCCGAGUCAUCAGACUGGCGAGGAUAGGGCGUGUCCUUCGACUUAUACGUGCAGCCAAAGGAAUAAGGACUUUACUGUUUGCCUUAAUGAUGUCCAUGCCAGCGCUGUUUAAUAUUGGCCUCCUGCUAUUUCUUGUUAUGUUCAUUUAUGCUAUUUUUGGUAUGGCAAACUUUGCCUACGUGAAAAAACAAGAUGGGGUUGAUGACAUGUUUAACUUUGAGACCUUUGGGAACAGUAUUAUCUGCCUUUUUCAGAUCAGCACCUCAGCAGGCUGGGACAACCUCCUGAGCCCCAUAAUGUCCAGCUCCCCAGAGGAGUGUGACAUUAACUUCGUCAACACUGGCACCAACACCCGGGGUAACUGCGGAAACCCGUCAGUGGGCAUUGCUUUCUUUGUCAGCUACAUCAUCAUUUCUUUCCUCAUUGUGGUAAAUAUGUACAUAGCUAUCAUUCUGGAGAACUUCAGCGUCGCCACGGAGGAAAGCACAGAACCGCUCAGCGAGGACGACUUUGAAAUGUUUUAUGAGGUUUGGGAGAAGUUUGACUCUGAGGCCACGCAGUUCAUAGAGUUUUCAAAGCUGGAGAGGUUUGCCGACGCUCUUUCGGAGCCGCUGCGCAUCGCAAAGCCCAACAAGGUCCAUCUGAUUUCUAUGGACCUCCCCAUGGUCAGCGGGGACAGGAUCCACUGCCUGGACAUCUUGUUUGCCUUCACAAAGCGUGUGCUGGGUGAGUCGGGUGACAUGGACACCCUCAAACAGCAGAUGGAGGAGAAGUUCAUGGUGACCAACCCCUCCAAAAUUUCCCAUGAGCCCAUCACAUCCACGCUCCGCCACAAAAUGGAGGAGGUUUCUGCUAUCAUCAUCCAGAGGUGUUACAGGAGGCAUCUGGUGCGCCGGCAAGUGAAGCAGGCAUCCUACCUUUACAGACAGAUAAACUACGAGAUUGUGGUGGACGUGGAGAGCGCUCCGGAGACAGAGGGGCUGAUCGCCUCCAUGAUACAACAUUACGGGCCUACGGAGGCACCGGACGAAGACACCGAGGACACACUGCUGACCUUGGGAAGCCUCCCGGAGCACACCUGGUCCACUUAGAUCAACAUCUGGAGGCUCUGAACUUGCUGAUGAAAACUAUGAAGAAACAUUUGUUUAAAACUCAGCUGAUUUGAAAAUAAUCAAAUGUCUGUUCCAGAUAUCAGAGAUAAGUGAUGAAAACACUUUCUAGUCAGAUUUUUUAUUAUUUUAUAAGGGACAAAAACCAUUAUUUUUAAGUAGCUCACAGCCUCUGUUUCAGUAGAAUAACAAUGUUACAUAGAUGUAAUUUAUAUAAUGACUAUAUGUUAUAUAGUUAUCGUCAAGGCAGCAUGUGAAGGGUUCAAAGGUUAAACUUGUCCUCAAAUCAUUUUAUAAACUCAGUUUUGGUCUUUGAAUAAUAACAAAACCACGGUUAACUUUUCUUUUUCUACACAAUGUUGCUUAAAGUGUCACUGACAGAGAAACACGUCCUUCAGCUUUUACACAACUACAACCAUAAACAGCCGUAGGUUUACAAGACGUACGUAGAAUAAAAUGUUGUUUCUUCACUUUAUGGAUUUCCAUGUGUGUACCCUGGUUAUCCGGCAGUCCUCAUCUGUACAAUGUGACAGCACAUGACUCCUUCAUCUCCUGGUUUCACUCCUUCACUCUGGAUUAGGACACAGUGUGCUCUACAUGACCUUUAUCAAUCUAAAGUGAGAUAAUUAGGACUGAAAAAAUUCACAAUGGAAGCAAUCAUGUCAUCUCUUUAUAUAUUUUAUCUAAAGGCUUCUAAGUUCACUCGCACCAUAGCAGCAGCACAUUUUCAUC